Messenger RNA from Trichophyton rubrum CBS 118892, 588 nucleotides. RefSeq lists its product as uncharacterized. The coding region runs from base 1 to 588 and encodes 195 amino acids. Lineage: Eukaryota; Fungi; Ascomycota; Eurotiomycetes; Onygenales; Arthrodermataceae. The record is from RefSeq and is a predicted model, not a curated record. The transcript has a single exon.
AUGCCCGGUUAUGAUUGCGAGCUUUACUUAAGCUACAACAUGUUCGCCUUCCCACAACCCGCCAUCCCCCAGCCACUUCCACGUCCUUUCGGUCAAUUCGGCACGACACUUGCAUACUCUAUGUCGGAUCAAGAUACCCCCUUAUCGGCAGAAAAUAGUGGUCAUUCAGGUACAAAUCAGCUUGACUCAACACCAUUCACAUUCUCCCUAUCAUCUCCGCCGCACUCGGGCUCCACGCGGCCAAUAUCCAGUUCGCGUUUUGCACAACGAUAUGCGUCAUCUAUAGCCCGGCCUGCUGCACGCGUAGCAGAGCGGCAAUCUAGAGAAUCCCGACGGGAUAGCUUCCUGAACAAAGUUAAACGCAGUCGUCAGUCGGAUCAGUUCGAGGUUCGGAGUGACCAGAUUCAGAGAAGUGAUUUCUUGGAGCAGAGGAAGCGGUUUGAAGAGGAGAUGGCGAGGUCAGGACCUCAACUCGAUAAUAUAGAAGAGGACGAAGGUGAUGACUAUGUAGACCUUUACCCACAAGAGGAAGAUAAAGGUGAGAGGAUGGUGUUAAUUUUUUAUGACUCUCAUCCGACACAAGGUUAA